Fulvia fulva is the source of this 2637-nucleotide messenger RNA. RefSeq lists its product as uncharacterized. Lineage: Eukaryota; Fungi; Ascomycota; Dothideomycetes; Mycosphaerellales; Mycosphaerellaceae. Bases 1 to 2637 code for a protein of 878 amino acids. The record is from RefSeq and is a predicted model, not a curated record. The transcript has 9 exons.
AUGACUGUCACGCAAGUUGUGUCUACGCAAUCGACCUUGACCCUAAUGACACCGAGCAUUAUGACUACUGUUGUGCAGUCUCCCACGACGAUCCUGGCUACUAGCACUGUGUCCGCUGGUGACCCGUUGACGUACUAUUCGACCAUCGUCAAUUCUUUGGUACAGCCGACGACUAUUCAAGUACCGAUCACGAUCAGAGAGACCACUACUAUGGCCUCCGAUGGCCCAGUCACGCAGACAAUCGUAUCACUGCAGCCAACCACAAUCGUGACCACGUACACUGAGCCUACCAAUAUUCAGAUGCCCACGAUUUUGACAGAAACUACCACUUUUUCGAGCGUGCAGGUGGUUACUCAAACGACCACUCUGCAAGUUCCCACAGUCAUCACAGAAACAACUACUCUGCCACUAGGUGAAGUGCUCACGCAAACGACGACAGUACAGGUCCCAACAGUGUCAACACAGACUACUACUAUGUCAGCAGGCGAAAUCCUCACACUGACCACAACUGUAAUGCAGCCAACAACGAUCUCUACGACUCUGGUGCAAUCGACAACGAUCGAGAUCCCGACCACGGUUUUGCAGACCACUACCAUGACUGAGGGCGCGACUUUGAUACAGACCAGUAUCGUACUGCAGCCAACUACAGUAUCUACGACUGUCGAAUUCACGAGCACUGUCACAUCAACUACUACUGCAACCUCUGAUGUAACAACCGUGUACACAUCCACCUAUUCGACCACCGUUCUACAACCCACGACAUUCAUCGAAACGAGCUUCGUACCUACGCAGGUAGAGUUCACAACCACUUCUGUCUCCACAACAACCAUGAUAUCUGUGCAGACGCCAGAUCCUAUGACCAUCACCAGUGUCUCGACUUAUUCCACCGAAGUUGUGGUAGUGUCCACGAUAUCUGCAAGCACUUACACGACUGUCAUACCUCCACAGACUGUUACAAUCACAAACACCGUGGACAGCUGCGGCAACUUCCCAACCUCCACUGUUGACGGAGUACCCGCGGCUACAUGCGGCAGUGAUUUCGACAUACGCCUGGACCUCCAGUAUGGGUACUAUGACUUCUCGAAUGAUAAUGGCUCGCAGGUUCAGCAAUUUGCGCCAGGCACCGAUUUGACUGCAGCUGAUUUAGCUGGCAGCUCAUCAUACUCGAGACGGAGUCUCCAGCACCAAAAGCGGUUUUGGGGCUGGGCCAAUUACGCAGGCAGCAGUCGAUUUGACCAAAACAUCCCCAUCGUGGGCACAGUCGUCAAAGCUGCAGCCGAAUCGGUCAACAAUGUUGUCAACGUGGCCACCAAAGCCGUCACUCUUCUCACGAAUCAGCCGACUACCGCCGGAGUGGACUUCACCUUACCGAUUGGUAUCAGCGCUGGCGAUGACGAUGAGUCCCCUUGGGGUCCGGCAUACUUGAUAUUUGAGUGUGGCGAAGAGUGUGGCGGCGAAGAAGAGGAGAACAAGCAGACCAUUUCUGAUCUGUGGGGAAAGAAUGGUCUCUUGCCAUCAAUCAACGAUAUUACUGGCCAAGAAGAGGAGCCUGAACCUGGCAUCCGCGUCUAUUGCGUCAGGUGCGGAGUAGACGGCUCUUUCACCGUCUCUGGAUCGAUCACAGUUCAGCUCCUGUCUGGAGUCCAAGACGCGCAGGUGAGCUUGGCUGGCAAUCUACGCGCUGGUGUCGAGCUUGGAGUCGAGUUCCUGGCUGUCUACGAACGGGAGAUCGAGCGGAAAAGAUUGCUUGAAGUCGGGGUACCUGGAUUCUCCAUACCAGCCAUUAUCACAGUCGGACCAAUGGUGAUAUUGGACGUUGCUGCGACACUCCGCAUCGAAGCGCAAGGUCAAGCGAUAGCUGGAUUCCAGUACUACCUCGAUGGAUUUGAGCAGACUAUCAACUUUAUCGACAAAUCAAAGUCAAGAUCGAAGGGUUGGACUCCUCGCGUCGAGCGAGUGUUCAAUGCCAUGGGCAAGCUAACUGCCACUGCGGAGCUUGUCAUGCCCAUCGGUAUCACAGUUGGCGUCAGUCUGCUUGGUGGCAAAUUCACGCUGUCUGCUGGCCUUGUCGACACACCUUCUAUCGACUUUACGGCAUCAUACGCCCUAAGCAUCGACUCAUCUGGAGUGACGAUCAACGAUGGCAACUGCAACGGCAUUGAGUGGUGGAUCGACCUCAAGAACAGGAUAGAAGCAGUGUACCCUGGCAACACGCUCCUACUGGGCCAAUGGCUCGGUCCUACGCUUGCAAAAGGGUGCCUUGGAGCGAAGCCAGCACAGACGCCACCGCCGGUGUCUACCCGUAGGACUAUUGGACCUUCGACCACUUCAAUGCUGCUCCCACCUCUAGCCCUGAUUUCUCCCUCUCAGUACACCAACACGCCCUGUGUACCUAUCUUAUUGAACGGCGGCUUUGCAGAUACAAUGCCGUCGCCUACGAUAGCGCCAUGGGUACCCACUCUGGACCCUGGCAACACCUGGAGCUUUACCACUGGUUACCAGAGCGUAAAUGGUAUUCAGGUCAACAUUAAUCGCAACGCCAACAGCCCUUAUAGUAACGUUGUGCUCUCACAGAACAUCACCAUGGUUCCAGGAGCAAGGUACAGCCUAUCCAUGACCUUCAAGUAUGCUCGAUAA